Messenger RNA from Ictidomys tridecemlineatus (thirteen-lined ground squirrel), 5027 nucleotides. Its product is annotated as trafficking protein particle complex subunit 13. The record is from RefSeq and is a predicted model, not a curated record. Gene Ontology annotation, cellular component: TRAPPIII protein complex. Lineage: Eukaryota; Metazoa; Chordata; Mammalia; Rodentia; Sciuridae.
UAAUCCAAUCAUUUCACCUCUGAACUUCCUUGCAUUGCUUCACACAUGAACUUUGGGGUCAUUUCAUAUUUAAACCAUAACACCCUACCAGAUUGAAUAUUUUUUUUUCUAUCUUUAGUUUGACAAUGUGGUAGAAAUCCUGGAGAUAAAACUCACAAAGGAAUACAGGUUCCUCUAUGAUUGUGCAGGACUAGCAUUUUUAACUCUCAGACUUGCACAUACCUAUUGCUUUAUGGUCUCAAUUCUCUUGUUGGAUAUAAAAAGUAUUUUUCAGUUUGUUCAGCUUUUGUUUGUUGUUAAAACAGGAUGACAACAUCUAAGCUCCUUACAAGCCACACCAGAAACUAGAAAUCUGGGAUAGAUUUUUGUUUCAAUUUGCCAAUACCCAUUUCUAGUUUGUAGAAAUACUGUUUAUUGUGAUAUUGACUACUUUAAUUUGAUUUAAGUCCAGAACAAUUGAAGCCUCUGCAAGAGGUCCAGGAUGCCAUGAAAGCUGCUGGGCCACUUAAUUCAGCAGAUUCCAUGAUGUCUAAAGAGUCAGUGGCAUGUAAAUAUGCUGCUUGGGGACCACAACAGUGAACCACAUGCAGAACCUUAGGCUUUGGGGAAAAUACUCUCCAUCCUCUGCAGAAAAUUACUCUUCUUGUGAAACACAACUUUUGGAUUGCUAUUGGGCCUGAGUAGAGACUGAAUGUGCAACCAUGAGCCAAAGUGUCUUGUGAUUCAAGCCAUACAGCUAUAAAGUUGGAUGUACACAGCAGCAUUAAACAAGAUGAGGCUCAAGAAGAUUCUACAGUGUAUGAAGAAGCAUCCCAAAUGCAUGACCCAACAGUCAUAGCAGUAGCAAUCAACUUUGGGGCAGCCCUAACGGGGCAGCAGUAAAUGGACUGCAUUUUCUUAAUGCAUAAAACUUCAAACAGUGCACUUACUUGCUUGUUUACUUUUACUGGAAGGAGAAAUGGCCAGAGGUAAGAGUCUAAAACAAUCUAUGGACUGUGGCCAGUAGUUUGUCUGAAAGGCCCAGGAUUUGGAUAAAACAUGAUUAGAAAAUAGGAGUUGAAGAGGCCUAGUGAAAAAAUAUGAUAGAAAUCUCCACAUCAUCACAGAAUGUGAAGAUACUAGUGUCCUGUGUGAAUGCUCACCAAAGGGCAAUCUAAGUAAAGGAAGAUUUUGAUAAUUAGGUAGAAAGAUGACCCAUUCUGUAAAUAUGUGACGCUCCAUCCAUUGAGACAGCAUUAUAGGGACUGUUUAAGUAGUUCCCUCAAUUGUGUAGGUCAAUUCCCUGUAAUAAAAAUCUAUCUAUCUGUCUAUCUAUUAUCUAUUUCCUACUGGUUCUACUUCUCAGGUCAGACCCUGAUAUAGGAAUUAUUUUGAUUGACAUAAGAGUUAUUUUGAGGCCGAGUCCUUUCUUCUGUGCAAAAUCCUGCUUGCUUUGUUCUGAGCCUCCCUAUACCUCAUCCUAUUGCCAGUCACCAGAGUGAGUAAGUAUAUAUUGUGUUUUGCUAUUGUAUUUGAUGAUUCUUUGAUUACUCAGGGCCUUGCUGGUCUGCCAAAGAGACUACCCAUCCAAGAGCUAGCUGAUUCCUAGAUACAGAAAACAACUCCCUCGCAAGUGUACCUGUCAUAUGCAGACCAACAAAUUCAGAGUCCAUAGCUAUCAACUAUGUCCUUUACUAAGCUCUUGCAGGUUAAGCCACUAUUCUUUUGCCUUGUUAUUACUCCAGGGCCAGGCACUAGGUAUCUAGGGGCAGUUUCUAUAGCUCUGAGCCGGCUGAUGUUAUUCAAACUAGUCAGUCCUAUGUCUCCCUGUCCUGCCUUGCCUUACCCACAGAAACCAUAAUAAUGACUUGUGCUUCUACUUGCCCCUGGUUUCUUUUGCCUCCAGAUCAACCCUAAUAUUUCCUCAUGUGGUCCUCUGAAGUGCACUGUGCCCUUUUUCCUUUGUUAAGUAAUAAACUCUUCUUUCCAAGGCACUUAUAUCAGUGUUUGUCACCUUACUCUAUCUGAUUAAAAUGAAUCCUGGAUAUAUUUUAAAACAAUGAGGAAAAUUGUAGUCAAAAUGGAAAGGGAUCAACCCAGACAGGAAAUCUUUCUGACACUCAGUGAUGCUGUCUACUAAGCAUAAUUGUUCAUCAACUCUCCGGUCACUUGUGAAGAUAGAGACAUGUCUGCUAAUUUCUCUAACCAGCUCAUGAAAAGUAGAUUUCCACCAGAAUUGUGAAGAUUUGAGGGAAAGAUUGACAUCACCACAAAUCCUCAGAACUAUAUUUCCGUGGAAGAGAUAAAAAUUAGAGUUACAUGAGAAUUCUUGGUGAUAGCAAUUAAGUUGUAAAGACAAUACUGAAAACCCUGAUCUUAAGACGAGCACUCAGCACUUACAUCUUUUAGUCUCCAUGGCUACAGUGGCAGAACUUGGGGCCAACUCUAUUGAUGAUGUCAUUCAUGACCAAGUAAUGGAUGUUGAAGAGCUGUCCCUGUGGCUUCAGUGUCUAUUCAUUCAACUUACUGUGGAGAGAGAAUGUUUUUAAAUAAAAUCUGCUUAUUUUCUCUCUCCUCACCAUUGGACAUUGAAACCAAGUUUUACAAUUCAGAAAUGGGUGACUUAUUUCUUGAAGUCCAGAUUCAGAAUAUGUCAUCUUCAACUGUGUUUAUACAAAAGGUUUCCUUAGAGCCAUCUGAAAUGUACACUGGAGUAGAAUUAAAUACUGUUAACCAGGGAGGAGAAGAUGAGUGUACCUUUGGAACAAGGACAUUUUUGCAAUCAACAGAAGGACGCCAGUACUUAUACCACCUUCAGCUGAAACCAGAAUAUUCAGAGAAAGCUAGUACUAUUAGGGGACUAAUGGAAAUGGGAAAAUUAGAUAUAUUAUGGAAAAGAAACCUGGGUGAAAUGGCAAUACUACAGACAAUCCAGCUUGAAAGAGAGGCUCCAUUUUAUGGAAACAUAAAGCUGUCUUUAGAGAAAAUCCCAGAUACUGUAAUUAUGGAAGAGCCUUUUCAUAUUACCUGCAAGAUAACAAACUGUAGUGAUAAGAAAAUGAAAUUGGUUUUGAAAAUGUGUGAUACACCUUCUGUUCGUUGGUGUGGAAAUUCAGGAAGGUAUCUUGGAAAGCUGCCCACAAAGUCAUCUCUCUGCUUUACCCUAACACUACUGUCCUUAAAAUUGGGCCUGCAAAGUAUUUCUGGCAUACGAAUAACAGACAAAGUAUUAAGGAAAACAUAUGACUAUGAUGAUGUUGCAAAUGUCUUUGUAGUACCUUCCAUCGUUAAAAUGAAAUGAAGAGACUUUUCAAUGCUGUGCUUCCAAGAGAGUUUCACAGAAAAGCUUUCUAUUCUUUUAUCCAGCAAAAAAAUGGUCAACUAACAAUAAGUAUAAGGGCAGAUUAUUUUAAUUCAUUUCCUUUGAGAUUUUGCAUGUUUUUGAGUUAAACGUGUGCUGAUUUCAGAAAGAACAAUCUGGAGUGUGCCAGGUUUGGAGUUUGUUCACUUGUCUCUCCUUGCCAUGUGGGGUUGUCUCUCUCCAUGCUCUGCUACCUAGUAUUGAGGAAGGGGUGGUGCAGGUAAUGUAAAACAGACUUUCCUAUCCUUUUUAAAAAAUUAUGACCCUAUGAGGUUGGUCAUGGCCUCUAUCAGGACAUGCAGGUGUAAGCCGGGAGCAAAAAGGUUUCCUUCAUAGGCGAUAGCCAUCUCCCUUCCUUAAAGCUUCCCCUUGGGUCUGCCGACCUUGCAGGUGAACUGCCUGAAGAGCCAGAGUGGUAGUCAAUGACAGGUAAGGUCCCCAGAGGGGGACAACCUAAGACAGGCACACUUUCGAGUAAGGCAAACACCUGCAAAUAAAACAAAAUGGGGGAGAUGUAGGGCAUGAUGUAACGUGGGGCAUGUUGCAUCAGAAAAGAGGAAACCUAACUUGCUGGCUGCUACUCGCUUCCCAGUCCUGGGGCCACAGGUGGCUAAGAGAGCACCUAACGAUUAGUCAGAAGGCAUUGCCAUGGGUUGUGAUGAAGAAUCAGACCACCUCUAGGAUAGGCUCAGAACCCUUCUGCCCUCAAGGACAGCUCAUGUGUCCCCUUACUUGCCUGUAGGAUGGGUGUAGAUGUAAAUUCUCCCCACCUUGCUGACCUUUACCCUGAUUGGCUCCUGUACAUUAUAUUAGCUGUGUAUGUUUUCUCAUUAAACGAAAUCUGCUUUGACAGUUAAAAAAAUUAUUUCUUACAUACAUAACAAUAGAGGAGUGCAUUACUUCAUAAUUUUUCCCUAUCCUUUUCAAUACAUCUUUUCCUACUUCUGUGCUAUCUGAUGUUCUUAGCUCCUAUGAAAGUACUUUCAUACGUGAAUAGUUGUUUAAAUUGAUGUUUCCAUGACAUGCUCUAAAAAAUCCUAUUUCACCAUUUUGGCAAAAUAAUCUUGAAAGAACUUUUUAAAAUCAUAAAUGUUUUAAAAGAAAUAUUAUCAUUAGAAUUAUAUAUACGUUUUAGUAAAACAGAUUUUCUUUAUAAAGUCUAUAGGAUGCUGGAAGCAAAGAGAACUUCACUGGUGAUGGGAUUUUCCAUGAAGAUUUGGGACAUUGGAAACUCAUGAAACUUGGUAUUUUCUUGGAACAGGACAUUGGUCAGAGAGCACUGGUUUCCACUUAAAUUCAAACUCUCAUACAAGUCAACAUUGUGGUACAGGACCAUGUCUGGAGGAGCCCUAUUCCUACAACAGAUAGCCCAACCCUACUUUUUGAGUCAUUGAAACAGACACAAAUUCAUACCCUUAAAAACCUGAAAACCUCACAUUAAUAGAAAAUAUUCUUUGAUUAUAGUAAAUUGUUAUUCUCUAAGUAAUGAAAUCCAGUACACCAAAGACCUAGGACUUGCAAUCCAAGUAACUUUCCCUUCAAAAUGGUAGCAUGAGUUUUGAAAACAGAACAAAUGACUUUCCAUUUGAGUAAAAAAUGCAACCUUCAUGUGAUUCACAAAUAUGUAUUUCAAAUAGGAUAAAAUUGUAAACAUAAAAAUUCAAGGUAUAAAAUAAAUAUUUUAUAG